This is a messenger RNA of Glycine soja, 1755 nucleotides long. RefSeq names its product DEAD-box ATP-dependent RNA helicase 42. The transcript has 8 exons. NCBI's taxonomy places the organism in Eukaryota, Viridiplantae, Streptophyta, Magnoliopsida, Fabales, Fabaceae. Bases 240 to 1382 code for a protein of 380 amino acids. The record is from RefSeq and is a predicted model, not a curated record.
CUCCACUGUCACAUGUCUCAACCUCAGUUUUUCUUCCCCAAAGCGUCACCUCGCACAUGGGCCACCCCUAAAAUAUAAUCAGGGCCCAUACACCUAUUGGGCUCUCAUCGAAGUCCAUUUGAUCAGAAUCUACCAAAUAGAUCUUCGUCUUCAGAGUUUUUCAUUCGGUUAACGACUUCACCUGUUUCCGCUACUUAACUCACUGCAAAACCCAAAGCUCAGCCAAACGUAAAUAAAAAAUGUCCAGAGAUGCAAACAGAAACGGUGCUAUGUCGAAAAACGCUGAAAACGACGAAGACGAAGCUCCGUCACGGAGAGAUUCCAGGAAGUCGCGAGAAAAUUCGGACGUAGACUCAGAAUUCGACAGAAAGCACAACAAUUCGCGGAGAGGAAGCUCCGAUUCCGAAGACGGCGAUAGGCGGCGCCGGAGGAAUAGGAAAUCGAGGCGUCGCUACUGCAGCGAGUCGGAAUCUGGUUCCGACUCCGGGAAAGCACGAGAACAUUCUGAAACCGAUAGAAAGCACAGCAAUUCGAGGAGAAAAUCGCGGGGAGGAAGUUCGGAUUCCGACGAAGGAGAUAGAGCGCACCGGAGGAAGAGGAAAUCGCGGCGGCGCUACAGCAGCGAGUCGGAUUCCGACUCCGGCUCGGAGGAGUCCGAGUCGGAACGGUCCGGUUCGGAAUCGGAGAGUGAGGAGGAGCGGAAGCGGAGGGAGAAGAGGAGGAGGAGAGAGAAAGAGGAUGAGAGAGAGAGGAAGCGGAGGAGGAGAGAGAAAGAGAAGAAGAGGCGGAGGAGAGAGAAGGAGGAGGAGGAGAGGAGGAAGAAGGAGAAGCUGAAGAAGAAGAAAAAGAAGAAGGAGAAGGAGGAGAGAGGGAAGGGAGCGGUGACGAAUUCUUGGGGGAAGUAUGGUGUUAUUAGAGAAACUGAUAUGUGGACCAAACGACCAGAGUUCACUGCAUGGUUGGCAGAAGUAAAGCAGGUGAAUCUGGAGAAUAUGUCCAAUUGGGAAGAAAAACAGAUGUUCAAAGAAUUCAUGGAGGAUCACAACACAGCUACCUUUCCUUCCAAAAAGUACUACAAUCUUGAUGCUUACUACAGGCGUGAAAUGGAAAAGGAGAUGAAAAAAGGUUUUAAGAAGGUCCAGGCAACAGAGCGCACUAUUUUCAAUGAUGAAGAACAGCGCAGGCAAGAAUUGUUGCAAGCUCGUGAAAAGCAUAAGGAAGAGCAAGUGAUGGCGUUGAAGCACUCUAUGCAAACUGGAAUGGCACAGGCAAUGAAAGAGCAAGCUCAACUUAGGGAGGAGAUGGCUUACCAGUACAAGCUUGGAAACUUUGAGGCUGCUGCUGCUAUCCAGAGAAGGUUGGAUCCUGAUGCUGCCAUAUAGUUGGACAUACUUACUGUAAAUUGAAGAGUUGGGUGAUAGGGUAACAAUGUUCCCGUCACCAUGAGGAUUAAUUUUAUGCCAACUAUGUGUCUUUUGGCUUAGUAUUAGCAUGCCGUGGAUGGGUUAUUUUCUGAUGGAUGAAUAAAUUUUCACGGUUACUGGCUCCUGUUAUGUCCACCAUUGCUAAUUGAAGAGUGUUGCUUUUUAACAUGGAGAUUUUGGCAUUGUAGUUGACUAAGUAACCAUUUCAAAACUAAGAGUUUAAGCUACAUGCAUGGCUUCAAAAUUGUCCAUCACUCCCACACUGAAAUUGACUAUUGCAUGUGAACAGUCUUUUAAGUGAAAAAUUUGUUCGACCGUUCAUCUUUUCAAA